GAUAUCAGAUGUCGCGCUGACGUCACUGCUAGGCGUGUGAUACCGGAAGUAAAGAUGGCGACUGCCUACGAGAGAUUCAACCUGCACGCGACCCCCGACAAGUUUUACAUCGAGGCCUGCGAUGAUGGUGCGAGUGAUGUCCUGGUCAUCGACAGGGUCUCCACAGAAAUGACCCUUGCAGGUGUUACAGAUAUUCCUCCGUCAGGAGUAACCAGGCCCAUCUGUGGCAUCAUGGGAACCAUUCGGCUGGUGGCCGGAGUGUACCUGAUCGUCAUCACCAGGAAGAAGAAAGUCGGCGAUCUGUUUGGACACACGGUGUGGAAGGCGGUGGAGUUCGACCUGAUUUCAUACAAGAAGACCGUUCUGCACCUCACAGAGAACCAGAUGCAGGACAACAAAACGUUCCUGUCCAUGAUCAACAACGUCCUGAACACCGACGGCUUUUACUUCUGUACCGACUACGACCUGACGCACACGCAGCAGCGCCUCUCCAACACCAGCCCCGACUUCCAGGAGAUGAGCCUCCUCGAGAGGGCUGAUCAGAGGUUUGUUUGGAAUGGACACAUGUUGAGAGAGAUCAUCGCCCAGCCAGAGCUACACAAGUUCGCCUUUCCGGUCAUCCACGGCUUCAUCGUCAUAAAGCCGUGCAGCAUCAACGGCAAGAUCUUCGAAUGGAUCCUCAUUUCCAGGCGGAGCUGUUUCCGAGCUGGCGUGAGAUACUACGUCAGAGGGAUCGACUCAGAGGGCCACGCUGCUAACUUUGUGGAAACGGAGCAGAUCGUGCAGUAUAGUAACAGCAGAGCUUCCUUCGUGCAGACCCGAGGCUCGAUGCCGUUCUUCUGGUCGCAGAGACCCAACCUGAAGUACAAACCCAAGCCUCAGAUCAGCAGCACCACCAACCACCUCGAUGGAUUCCAGAGGCAUUUCGACUCCCAGGUCCUCAUUUACGGCAAGCAAGUGGUUCUGAAUCUGGUUAAUCAGAAGGGUUCGGAGUUGCCCCUCGAGCAAGCUUUUGCCAAACUGGCGAACAACAUGGACAACGGGAUGCUCAAGUACAUAGCGUUCGAUUUCCAUAAGGAGUGCAGCAAGAUGAGGUGGCAUCGACUGCAGAUCUUGGUGGACACUGUGGCCGGGACGCAAGAUGAAUUCGGGUGCUUCAUGUUGAGCUCGGACAGGAAGGUGGUGUCCGAGCAGACCGGAACGUUCCGCAGCAACUGUAUGGACUGUCUGGAUCGUACCAACGUCAUUCAGAGCCUCCUAGCCAGGCGAUCGCUUCAGAACCAGCUCCAGAGGAUGGGAGUUCUCCAUGUCGGACAGAAGAUCGAGGAGCAGGCUGAUUUCGAGAAGAUUUACAAGAACGCCUGGGCUGACAACGCCAACGCGUGUGCUAAACAGUACGCUGGCACCGGAGCUCUGAAGACCGACUUCACCAGGACUGGGAAGAGGACUCACUGGGGUUUGCUGAUGGACGGCUGGAACUCUGCCAUUCGCUACUACAAGAACAAUUUCUCAGAUGGCUUCAGACAAGAUGCCAUCGAUCUCUUCCUGGGAAACUACAGUGUGGAUGAAUCUGACGCACCGACACCUCUGCAUGUCCAGAAAGACUGGAAGUUCCUCACGCUGCCCGUCAUCAUGCUGGUGGCCUUCUCCAUGUGCAUCCUGUGUCUUCUCAUGGCUGGUGAUACGUGGACCGAGACAGUGGCGUACGUGGUGUUCUGGGGCACGGCCAGCGCCCUCACCGCUGCCGUCAUGCUCUUCAACGGGAAGGAAUUCGUGGACGCGCCCAAACUGGUCCAGAAAGAGAAGAUGGACUAAACAUGAGCAGAUCUGCCGUCCUUUCUCUUUCUCUUUCUUCUCUUUCUUCUCUUUCUUCUUCUGUCCUGGCUGAAUCAGACACGGAUCAUGAUCUGAUCUGAUCUGAUGUGCACACUAUAGAAAGCAAUCUAUUAACCCAGCUGGCACAGGUAUUAUUCCACUCCACAGCUUCACACUUCACAUCGACGGGAGUCUCCACCGCACGAACUCAUGCAAUCCAAAGUAAAUCGUGAUUAUUAUUUAGUGAAAUUGUUCCAUCGGUAGUCAGGACCGUACUGAACGGUGCAUGGAGGACUAGCAUUGCUCGACACAGAGAUUUACAAUUAACUCUAUAUAACUAAAGCUAGUCCUCCAGUAUCAGGUUCAGAAGUUUAUACACACUUGUACGGAUCGUGUAUGUGAUUUUCUGGAACUGAAUCUCACUAUCGAGCAAGUAAGAAGCUCCAUCUGCAAAACAAAAACACUGACUUUAGGCUUGACUUGAGUUUGUUGUUUAUCUCCUGGACCAAAAUAAAUAAACAGAUAAAAACAGUAACGAAAUAAUUCUUGCAUAAUGAACGCAUGCUUCAGCAGCUUCUAAUUUAUAGCGUUACCCAUUUCUGGUGCUUCUUAGACUAUCCUAGAAACCCUGGAUAUACAGAGUCGACCCAGUGUUUCUAGGAUAGACCCUGGACUCACAGCAUUCCUUACCGGGAUCAAUUAUCAGUAAAAUGACGCUGAUUGUUGAGGAACGAGGUUUUGAACAGUCUGAGCACCUUCAUAGUCUUGACGGUUUUUUUAUGGGCGCAGUCAAACUCGCCUUGUUUAUUUGGGCACCCAGAAGUCCUCGGCCCUCGUCUAAAGUCGGUCAUAAUUGCGGAUGAGGAUUUAGGAGGCCAUGCAGCAGAGUCAAGUCACACUGGAGCUUUAGACACCGCUAAAUUAGGCAUCUAAUAUACUGUUCAUUAACUGAUGGCAAGGAAAUACGCUGUUAGUAAUGGACUCGGAUUAUUAAGCUUCGGUAGUGUGCAGUGGAGACGCUCUAUAGUACCGCUCUAUACAGUAGUACCUCUCUAGGGUGGUUAAAUGUUGAUCAAUAUGCAGAUAUAAUAUGCACGGUUGGUGAGUUCUGUGUGUAGCGAGUGAGAAAUGAAGGAUAUCUCUUCGGAGUGUUACGUACAUGCACCUGAAUGUCACUUUUACUGUAUCAGGAGCUCUUAUUUUGUGUUGAGAUGCUGUAACAAUGUCCCACAGACUUAAAUCAUCAUGAUUCCUUUACUGGUCGCUGUUCUUCCAUCUUUUCUAGUUAAAGAAAUACAAUCCAACAUCUGUAGUGUGUGAGCCGUUACCACAGUCAGUAAUUUAAUACAGUUGAGAACAUACUGAGAAAAACCUUUAAUGAAGGCUUGCGCCCUGCCCUUCAGACGAUCAGUGGACUCACAGCGUUCCUGACCGGGAUAGAUGCUGAUUUGUAUGAGGAACAAGGCUUAGAAUGACCACAGCAAUCCAUGACUGCAUGUGGAGUAUAAACAGCAGGACCAGGAGCUUGUGGUGCUUCAUUUACAAUUUUAAGACAAUCGACUAAAAGCAUCGUUUAAUCAUAUGAAACGUUUGACCCCGGCACCAGAUGCCUUUAUUCAUGAGUUUCAGUACAGUAAACAGGUCCUAACAGCAUGUGAUCAUGGUAAUAGUGCAAACGCUACAGAUGUGGUGGACAGACGUUCUGGAGAAGUGCUUCUGUUUUCCAUUAGUCGACGUGUUUGACUGGUAGAACUGUGUGUUAGUGCAUCGUAUAAACACAAGCUGUGUGUGUGUGUGUGUUUGUUUAGAAUGAAACCUUCAGCACUUUACUGAUUAUUCCCGUUAAUGGACCACAACACUAGAAGAAAUAAGGAACGUGUAGGAACGUGUACAUUCCUGUCUUUAAACCGUUAUACUGGUUUGAAUUUGUUGUAAAACAUAAUGCAAUUUGAAAAUCAGGGUUGUGUAAUGAUUUUUUCUGAUGUUCGUGUUUGUUAAUUGUUUAAGAUGAUCAUUAAAAUGACCUGUAUGUUUAAGUGACACUUGCCUUAUAUGGUCAAAGCUUCCUGUACUGAUAAAUAUCCACAAUUUACGGGCCAAAUUUAUCCUUUCCGUUACCAAAAAUGACCCUCCAUUUGUCGUAACACCUCUGAAUAAUUAGCACCCGUAUGCUCAGUAUAUUAAUUAGACAUUUCCUGACCCGUGGCAUCACUCAGCACCUCAUCUGUGCCCAAACUGCCCCGAAUACUCACUCGUUCUAAUAUUGAUGCCAUUUCGAGUGGCCAGGCUGUGUUGAGCUGCUAGCUGUGGUGUACGUUUGCAUCGGAUCAGUAUUCAGAUCUCUGUCUCUGAAUGUUAUAGCUUUAUGAAGGUCUUCCAGCUUAGUAAUAUGUACUACGGUAAGAGUUUGGGCACGUAGCCUUGUCUUGAAACCGUCUGGGCUUUAUUUGAUGAUAAUUUAGGAACGUUUAUCAGGGUCUUCCUGCGAGAAAGACACAGCAAAGCACACAGUUACACUAAACACUAAUCUUUAAGAAAUACACUAUAUGGACAAAAGUAUCCGGACACCUUACGGCGAGCUUUUUCGGACACCCUAUUCCAAAACCAUGGGCGUUAAAAUGGCAGCACUGCCACCCUGUUACUCUGUUGAGUAAAAGGCCUGUGGGAAUUUAUGCUUAUUCAGUCGAAGGAGCACUUGUGAGGUCAGGGUUAAAGGUCAGGGCUCUGUAUAGUUUCACCAAACCAAACUUUGUGCACAGUGAAACACAGAGAAACGUCACACUAGAGGAAAGGGAUGGAAAUUACCUCUCUCAAACUGCUGCCACAUAUUUAAAAGUACAUACAGAACUGAUUUUAUACAUCUGAUAGGAAUGUGCAUGUUUAAAAUAUCUAAACUCUGUAAUUACAAGGGGUGUCCUAAUACUUUUGUCCGUAUAGUGUACAUUUCAGGCAGUAUGAUGAACCUGUCCACUCACGCACACUUAUUCUCUGCUGGAACACUGCACAACGAGGCCGGGGUUUGUAAAUUGCACGGUAGAAGGAAGAAUCUGUAAUAAAUAUGUCGUAGUUCUGUACUGUACUGUAUAGUUUACAAUAGACUCGGUGUUAAAUCACCUCGGAUGGAUCAGAAGGUGUUAGGAACGUGUGUUUGAGACAAUGUGUGUGAUCAGAUCCACUGUACGAUCUUUACAGUAUGAGUAAGUAUGAAUGUAAUGAAACACGUGUCUCUGUGUUUUUGGACUCUUCUCACUGUUCUGGAAAUGUACUCGGCUCAGAAAAAUCAUGUAUCAAAUUACUUUGUAAUAAAAUAUUUGAUGACUGUG
This is a messenger RNA of Trichomycterus rosablanca, 5138 nucleotides long. RefSeq names its product SAC1 like phosphatidylinositide phosphatase a (gene sacm1la). The coding region runs from base 55 to 1815 and encodes 586 amino acids. Gene Ontology annotation, cellular component: endoplasmic reticulum. The record is from RefSeq and is a predicted model, not a curated record. The transcript is spliced from 20 exons. NCBI's taxonomy places the organism in Eukaryota, Metazoa, Chordata, Actinopteri, Siluriformes, Trichomycteridae. Gene Ontology annotation, biological process: phosphatidylinositol dephosphorylation. Gene Ontology annotation, molecular function: phosphatidylinositol-4-phosphate phosphatase activity.